UCAUGUGAGUGCACAGUUUAUGUUGCAUUAAGCUGUCAACUGAGAGGAAGAUCACAUCCCUGCCUUUUGGGUGGGAGGAGUAUUCCUCACCACAACUGUGCAAGAAGAAAGGACUUUUCCCCUCAACACUGGACGACAGAUAAAGAGUGGACUCUGUCGUUUUAUCUGCCGAAUGGAAUUAAUCCAAUGAGCUGAUGUUGGAUAAGUGGAAUGCAAAGUCAGAAAAUCUCUACUGUUUACCAGCUCUGAACAAACAAAAUAGCUUUUUUUUCUGCUGAUGCAAAGGUUUUGGAUCUCUGCUGACGUUAACUGAAGUUGAUUUCGUCAAGGAUUUCCAUCUGGAGUGCUUAGAAACGUUCUGAUUAUGUUUGAAGAUCUACAACCCCCCACUUCAGCUUUGCUGUUAGGGGUCUUUGUUGCUCUGCUGCUCCUUCACCUUCUUUACUUCAGAACUUUCAUCCAAGAAAAACGAGAACCUCCAGGACCCAGACCUGUUCCUCUGUUUGGUAACUUGUUUCAGGUGGAUCUGAAGUGGCUUGACAAAAGCCUUUUUGAAUUAUCCAAAACUUAUGGACCAGUUUUCCAAGUCUACUUUGGACCAAAGCAAGUGGUGGUUCUGGCAGGAUACAGGGCCGUCAAACAGGCUCUGGUGAACCAGUCCGAUGAGUUUAGAACCAGAGAAAUCCCUCCAAUAUUUUAUGAUUUACACAAGAGAUGUGGUAUAGCAUUUUCCAAUGGAGACUCCUGGAAAGAAAUGAGACGUUUUGCUCAGACAACAUUGAGAGACUUUGGAAUGGGCAAAAGGUUGAGUGAAGAGAUGAUAACCAAGGAAUGUUGCUUCUUAAUUGAAGAAUUUGAUCAAUUUGAAGGUAAAACCUUCAACAACACCAAGUCCUUGAAUUAUGCUGCAACUAAUGUCAUUUCAUCUCUGAUGUUUGGAAAGAGAUUUGAUUAUAAAGAUCAGAUCUUCCAAGCUAUGGUGGAGAGGGAUAGUGAGAUUGUUCGUCUGACAGGAACAGCCUCCCUUUGGAUUUACAACUGCUUUCCUUGGCUUGGUCCUGCUUUACAAAACUGGAGGGAUUUUAUAAAGAUUGUGGAGGACAGUAAGAUGAAUGUGAGGAAGAUAAUAGCAGAUCUGACAGACACUCUGGACCCUGAGGUGUGCAGAUGCUUCGUUGAUUCAUUUCUGAUCCGUAAGAAACAUCUGGAGGAUUCUGGAAUCAAGAACUCUCACUACCAUGAUGACAACCUGCUGUACACGGUGUUGAACGUUUUUGAAGCUGGUAAUGAUACGACUGCGAACACAGUGAAGUGGGGUCUCCUUUACAUGGCCAAGUUUCCUCAUAUUCAAGGUGCAAACAUUUCUUCAUACCACUGUUUAGAUUUUGACACUUGGAUCUAAUUUUAAUUUGUAACCAGAUUGUGUUCAGGAGGAGCUGAGCAGGGUGGUUGGAAACCGGCAGGUUCGGGUGGAGGACAGGAAGAACCUGCCGUACACUGAUGCUGUGA
This is a messenger RNA of Austrofundulus limnaeus, 1509 nucleotides long. RefSeq names its product cytochrome P450 2K1. Gene Ontology annotation, biological process: xenobiotic metabolic process. The record is from RefSeq and is a predicted model, not a curated record. Gene Ontology annotation, molecular function: oxidoreductase activity, acting on paired donors, with incorporation or reduction of molecular oxygen, reduced flavin or flavoprotein as one donor, and incorporation of one atom of oxygen; heme binding; iron ion binding. Gene Ontology annotation, cellular component: cytoplasm; intracellular membrane-bounded organelle. The transcript has 8 exons. NCBI's taxonomy places the organism in Eukaryota, Metazoa, Chordata, Actinopteri, Cyprinodontiformes, Rivulidae. The coding region runs from base 365 to 1402 and encodes 345 amino acids.